AUGCCCUCUAUAUCGGAUCGGCUGACGGUGAUCAUCACAACCUCACCAGCCCCAUCAAACCCCGCCACAGAUCUCAUUGCAUCGGUCUUACAGUCCUUCCAGCGUCACUGCGCUGGUCUGACCGACGCCCGCGUGGUCGUCGUCUUCGACACCUUUGAUCGCAUCACCUCCCAGCCGCGUCUGAAAAAAGGCCAUGCCAGCCCUGAGCUAGCUGAGAACUACGAGCUGUACAAGCGCAACAUCAAGGAGCUCAUUCUGCAAACAUAUCGUCAUGAGCAGGACGGCCAAGACCAAGCCGUGAGCGAAUCACGCGCCGAGGCCGAAUUCGGCUUCGAUGGCAGCGUCGAGCUGCUCAUUAGCCAGACUGGCAGUCGUAAAAUUACGUUCAUUGAACCUGUCGCCCGGCUGGGUUUUGGUCUGGCUGUUCGCUCUGCCCUGAGGGUGGUCGAGACGCCGUACGUCUGGGUCCAGCAGCAUGACUGGGCGUUUGUGGCGGAUAUUCCCCUCGAACCUCUGCUGGACAUCAUGCAGGGAAGUGAGGGCGAUGACGCUGUGCCUGUCAAAUAUGUCUCGUUCCCAUCGGUGCGGAUGAAGCGGUAUGCGGUGUCACCGCACGUCACGGACCACCCUGGGCUGCGGGAACUCACCACCUCCCUGAAGCGGGAUUUUGUGGUCCAGUCGCAGCCAGAUGGGAAGAUUUCUCUUACGCCGCUGUUUUUCUGGUUCGAUAAACCGCAUGUUGCCUCUACGGCGCAUUAUCUGGCCCGGGUUUUCCCGACGCGGCUGGCGAUGCGGCGGGGCGAGUUCAUCGAGGAUAAGAUCGGACAGCGGGCAAGGGCGCAGAUGAAGGAAGGGCAGUGGGCUAAGUGGGGGACUUGGCUAUACUAUCCUGAUGAGGGAGACUUGCUGUGUCUGCGGCAUCUGAUGGGGAGGACCUGGAGAGGGUUUGCGGGUCCGAUUAAUGUCAAGGACAAUGUUACUGUUGCUGAGGAUGACGAGUGUUAA
Aspergillus lentulus is the source of this 1005-nucleotide messenger RNA. RefSeq lists its product as uncharacterized. Lineage: Eukaryota; Fungi; Ascomycota; Eurotiomycetes; Eurotiales; Aspergillaceae. The record is from RefSeq and is a predicted model, not a curated record.